CCUCAAUAGCUCUGAACCGAACAACAGUGCACACGGGGCCUUGCUUGUGAUGACUGGGAUCGUUAUGGGUUGAGGGUACACUGAAUCUAAGGAAGGGUUUCCUGAAGCUGCCAGAAAGUGAGCUCCCAAGCUGACAGCCGCGGAGCUGAGGUCAGGAGCAGUGGUCAGGAUGGCGGAGGAGCAGGAGUUCGCCCAGCUCUGCAAGUUGCCCACACAGCCCUCCCACCCGCACUGCGUCAGCAACACCUACCGAAGCGCCCAGCACUCCCAGGCGCUGCUUCGGGGGCUGCUGGCCCUGCGGGACAGCGGCAUCCUCUUCGAUGUGGUCUUGGUGGUGGAGGGGAAGCAGCUCGAGGCCCACCGCAUCCUGCUGGCUGCUUCCUGCGACUACUUCCGGGGCAUGUUCGCUGGGGGGCUGAAGGAGAUGGAGCAGGAGGAGGUCCUGAUCCAUGGCGUGUCCUACAAUGCCAUGUGCCAGAUCCUGCACUUCAUCUACACCUCUGAGCUGGAGCUCAGCCUGAGCAACGUCCAGGAGACACUGGUCGCCGCCUGCCAGCUUCAGAUCCCAGAGAUCAUCCACUUCUGCUGUGACUUCCUCACGCCCUGGGUGGACGAGGACAACAUCCUUGAUGUCUACCGGCUGGCCGAGCUCUUCGAUCUGAGCCGCCUGACUGAGCAGCUGGACGCCUACAUCCUCAAGAACUUCGUGGCCUUCUCACGGACUGACAAGUACCGCCAGCUGCCCCUGGAGAAGGUCUACGCCCUUCUGAGCAGCAACCGCCUGGAGGUAUCCUGCGAGACGGAGGUGUACGAGGGCGCCUUGCUCUACCACUACCCGCCGGAGCAGGUGCAGGCCAACCGGCUCCCGCUGCACGAGCCGCCCAAGCUCCUGGAGACCGUGCGCUUCCCCCUCAUGGAGGCCGAGGUCCUGCAGCAGCUUCACGACAAGCUGGAGCCCAGCCCGCUGAGGGACACCGUGGCCGAAGCCCUCAUGUACCACCGGAAUGAGAGCCUGCAGCCCAGCCUGCAGGGCCCACAGACCGAGCUGCGCUCGGACUUCCAGUGCGUCGUGGGCUUCGGGGGCAUCCAUUCCACGCCGUCCACCGUCCUCAGCGACCAGGCCAAGUACCUGAACCCGCUGCUGGGGGAGUGGAAGCACUUCACCGCGUCCCUGGCGCCCCGCAUGUCCAACCAGGGCAUCGCGGUGCUCAACAACUUCGUGUACCUGAUUGGAGGGGACAACAACGUGCAGGGCUUCCGUGCCGAGUCCCGCUGCUGGAGGUACGACCCGAGGCACAACCGCUGGUUCCAGAUCCAGCCGCUGCAGCAGGAACACGCAGACCUGUGCGUGUGCGUCGUGGGCGGCUACAUCUACGCGGUGGCGGGCCGCGACUACCACAACGAUCUGACUGCCGUGGAGCGCUACGACCCUGCCACCAACUCCUGGGCUUACGUGGCCCCGCUCAAGAGGGAGGUGUACGCCCACGCAGGCGCCGCGCUGGACGGGAAGAUGUACAUCACCUGCGGCCGCCGCGGGGAGGACUACUUGAAGGAGACCCACUGCUACGAGCCGAGCAGCGACACCUGGCACACGCUGGCCGACGGCCCGGUGCGGCGGGCCUGGCAUGGCAUGGCCACCCUCCUGGACAAGCUGUACGUGAUCGGGGGCAGCAACAACGACGCGGGCUACCGGAGGGACGUGCACCAGGUGGCCUGCUACAGCUGCAGAUCCGGGCAGUGGUCCUCCGUCUGCCCACUCCCGGCCGGGCACGGGGAGCCAGGCAUUGCUGUGCUGGACAGCAGGAUCUACGUGCUGGGCGGCCGCUCACACAACCAAGGCAGCCGCACGGGCUACGUGCACAUCUACGACGCGGGGAAGGACAGCUGGGAGGAGGGGCCGCAGCUGGACAACUCCAUCUCGGGCCUGGCCGCCUGCGUGCUCACCCUGCCGCGGUCCCUGCUGCUCGAGCCACCCCGGGGGACCCCUGACCGCAGCCAGGCCGACCCGGACUUCGCCUCUGAGGUGAUGAGUGUGUCUGACUGGGAGGAGUUCGACAACUCCAGCGAGGACUAGGGUCCUGGGGGUGGGGGGGGGCGGGAGAUCCCGGGUGUCCCCCACCCCACCCAUCAGCAGGUAGGCAAGUGUUUUGGGAGCUUGCAGACCUGUGGGAGCAACCCUUUGGGAAGGGCUUGGUCCCCUGAAGGUUCCCAGGCCCCCCUCCUCGGCAGGCAUGGCCAGGGACUGGUGCACCACCUGCCAUCCUGGUCCCCGUUGGGCUGAGAGGGCGCCUUCUCCCAGGGGACCUGGGGACGGGCCCCCUUGCGGGGGCCAGGGCACAUCCCCCCCUCCCGUGGGCAGGAAUGGUGCAGGCUGGGCCCAUCGCCAGCCAGGGGCCCGAGGCUGGUUGUGAUAACAGGGUCUUGCAGCUGGGCCUUCCCGCCCCCGUGUUGUUGAUAAAUGAAAUAAAGCACCUUCCACAA
Dama dama (fallow deer) is the source of this 2481-nucleotide messenger RNA. RefSeq names its product kelch like family member 22 (gene KLHL22). Gene Ontology annotation, molecular function: protein binding. Bases 170 to 2074 code for a protein of 634 amino acids. NCBI's taxonomy places the organism in Eukaryota, Metazoa, Chordata, Mammalia, Artiodactyla, Cervidae. The transcript has 7 exons. Gene Ontology annotation, biological process: protein monoubiquitination; positive regulation of TORC1 signaling; proteasome-mediated ubiquitin-dependent protein catabolic process. The record is from RefSeq and is a predicted model, not a curated record. Gene Ontology annotation, cellular component: cytosol; nucleus; polar microtubule.